Molecule: messenger RNA, 3372 nt
Organism: Parnassius mnemosyne (clouded apollo)
Lineage: Eukaryota; Metazoa; Arthropoda; Insecta; Lepidoptera; Papilionidae
Source: the annotation of a GenBank genome assembly
AUGCGCGCCGUCGACAGUUGCAUCUACGGGUGUUACGUCCAUUCGGCCAUCUUGCCUACCUUUCACCGGAGGUGUUACUGGCUGCUACAGAAUCCUGAUAUAGUCUUGGUGCAUUACCUAAAUGUGCCGUACCCGGAUGACAACAAGCUAGCUACAGUGGCACCUAGCUUGGCACUGUGGGCAGAUAAAAAGGAAUGGACGAAGGAUGAAUUGGUUAGCCAACUUAAACCGAUGUUUUUCAGUGAAGAUGAACCGGAUCUUAACAGCGAAUUGGAAAUAUCAGGAAAAAUGUUUCAGACUGCGGAAACGGUUGAAGCCAUAGUAGGCCAGUUGAUGGAGAAGCAGCGAGCUGCCAGGGCUGCGGCAUUAGCAAGACAACUUGAGUGCGGUUGCCCAGAUUCCACAUGCCAAGAUUCUAGAACGUGCGCACAUCCUCUACGACGCAUCCAAGCAGCAAAGCCACCACCCUCAGAUCACCACGUAUCUUCUACUACUGGUCCAUCUCCAAGACCCAUAUCAAAUCCACCUCGUCAAUAUACUAGAGAUCACAGAACUUCAACACAGUCAGCUUCACCGCUACUUUUAUCUCUUGGGCAAAUUCAAGGAGGCGGAGGCUUGUUAAUUUUAAAUGGCGCUGGUAAUAGUGCUCAACAGCAUUCGUCACUUGUUUCUCCUUUAUCAGUAACGUCGUUCGUUUGCGAAGAGCCGAGAGAUAGAUAUCGGCAUCAAUAUAAACCAACAUUCGUAUUAAAAAGGGAAAUACCAGAUAGCCAGCCAUCUUCUUGUCUUCAGAAUUCUGAUUCCAAAUUUGAGGUGGAAAACCAAGUCGAAGAAAAAGUAGACGUAGAAAAUUUUGAUAGGAAAAUAAAAAUGGAGCCACGAAGUAGGAAUCAAGUAAUCGCUAGUGCUCCAGCUACACCAUCACGUUAUCCAGAUUUAGUAGAACGCUUAGAAAGUAAGAUUUUAACAGAGAACUGUGAUGAUACGUUAGUUUUAUUAGGUACGGAUGGAAGUUUAGGUCAUUCUAGUGGAUUUUUUGAUGAAACCUUAGAGCUAUCACAUGAAGAUAUACAGAAAACAUUAUCUGCAAACAUGCCAACAUGUGAAGUAAAUAGAAGUGGAACAAGGUCUUCAGAUACUGCUAACGUGAUGGUAUCUGGCAUAGAUACUAUGGAUUUCAUAGAAAGCUGUGAAGCAGUAGCAUCUCCAACACAAGUAGUAGACGAUAAUGUUUUUGUAAAUUUGGACGCUUUUGACAUGCUAGGAGAUUUUCCCGAAUUAGAAGUUCUUGAUCCAAGUUCUAUAUCAACUAAUCCCAUGAUUUCGUGUAUUAAGUCACCACCUGCUGAUGAUAGUAAUGAAAAAAUGCAAACAGAUUGUGCCAAUGAAGGGGCACUAAGCAUAACUGAUUAUUCACCAGAAUGGGCUUAUCCUGAGGGAGGAGUGAAGGUUUUAGUUGCUGGUCCAUGGACAGAUACCUCAGAUCAAUACACAGUUCUAUUUGAUAAUUUUCCUGUUCCAUCAAUACUUGUUCAAAAUGGUUUAUUACGAUGUUAUUGUCCGGCUCAUGAAGCAGGACUUGCAGCAUUACAAGUCGCUCGGGGCGGUCGAGUAGUAUCAGAUACUGUGGUAUUUGAAUAUAAGGCAGGCCCUACUCCCACGCCGACGUCACCUGCGUCAGCACCAUUACCUUCGCUCGAUUUUAGGCGGUUUUCACUCUUGCAACGAUUACAACGAUUACAUGGCCGAUUACAAGUGAAGUCUGAGCCUACAGAUGAUAACAACCAGGUGGAAGAUGUUCAACUGUACUCAAAUCCAAAAUUUGAAGAGCGUCUUGUAACAUUUUGCAAGAUACUUAGUUCCCGUUCUUAUGGCAAUGCAGAAGGUUUCACCACUGAACCUGGGGAAGAUAAUUCGACAAUUCUUCAUUUAGCAGCUGUUUUGGGAUUUACAAAACUAACUACAGUUCUACUUCGUUGGCGCCAGGAUGACAACAGCUUAGCUUUGGAAAAAGAAGUAAAUUUAGGAGCAAGAGACAGCGAUAAUUGUACCCCUUUGAUGGUUGCAAGUGCUGCGGGGCAUAUUGAGACUGCUGUAGUUCUAGCCCGCUGGAGCGCGGGCACUCGACAGGAGGCUGGUGGACGCGCCGCCGCCGCGGCUGCGCGGCGGGCAGGCCAUUUGCGCCUCGCAGCUCUAUUGGAUCGCAUCCAUCCGCCCAGUGGUGACGCUGUGUUCCGUAGACCACACUGCUUGUCACAAAAAGGCCGAGCUGGUAUAGAGAGCAAUUUAGUGAAGAGACCUUCUAUCGACAGCGGUAUUAAUAUGGCAGACGCGUUUAGAUCCAGUUCUGCUAUAGACAAAUCAGAUGGCAAUUCUUCGGCCAGAUGGGAGAGGAGCAUGUCGUUACCCUUGGAUUCAGACACGUCUGAAGAUAGUCUUGGUGAUACAAAAAUUGGCCGGCGUAUGGAUUUAGCACUUUGCGAGACGGCGCCGCGGCGUGCGGCGAGCCCGCUCAUAGACGUGGAGGCGCUGUCCACAGCCUCCUCGCCCGCCGCCUCCCCAUCACCGCCCUCCACUGCAGGGGAGCAGGAUGACCGAGUGUUUACUCUGGCAGAGCAGAUUAUAGCCGCGAUGCCAGAAAGAAUAAAGAACGAAAGUUCAUCACUGCUGUCGGGAUGUGGGCUGGAAAAUGGAACAGGCGGCGGGGAAGAUGUCUUGAUGGUGCCGCUACUGGACGACACUACAAGUUUUCACACAGAGUUCAGUUUUGAAUUCAGCGAUAAUACUUACAGAUAUUGCGGAGGGUCAACACCGUGCUCGUCAGGAUCGGUGUCACCAGGUUCAGCUUUGUCACCGCCUCCGCCUUCCCCUCGUGCACCGUUACCCGGUACACCUUCAGCUACACUGCAGGAAUUUCUGAACGCCACUUCACAUUUUUCAAGUUUGACUUUAAAUGACCGAGAGCAACGUGAAUUGUACUCGGCUGCAAUAACGAUUCAGAAGGCGUAUCGUCAAUAUCGUGGGCGACAGCUGCAAAGACGUGCUGCGGCCGCUGCAAUAACUAUACAAAAUUGCUACCGUAGAUAUAAGCAGUUUGCCUAUUUAAAGCAAAUGCAUGCCGCAGCGACUGUAAUACAACGUGGAUAUCGCUCAUUGCGAGAGCGACGACUUGCAGCAACACCUGUCAAGUUGCAGAACGCACGAGCAGAAAACGGGAAGGUGGCCCAGCUGUACCAGGAUGCCCACCCAAGCUCAUCGCAGCACACCACCAAUACGCCGCCCACGCCCAAUAGGAUCAUAGAUUAUUUAGCACCCGAGUCACCUAUGGACGCUGAUGACGAUCUGUUACUUGAACUUUUGUUUAAAACUUGA